AUGCGUGCGACCAGAUUUGGCUUCAUAUUUGUGAUGGUGACCACUAUUAAAUUAUAUAGAUACACAAAUAUCUCGUUUGCGGACGACCUUCUGAUCUUCUUAGAUGGGGAAAUUGAAUCGGUCCAAAGAGUGCUUCAGAUUCUCCACGAGUUUGAGAAACGGUCUGGUCUUGCGGUAAGCAUGCAGAAGACAAGCUUCUUUGCAUCGGGUCUCUCUGUCGAGGAAGUCGCGGCAAUUCAGGUUUCCACUGGCAUGCAAUGCGGGUCUCUGCCAAUGAGAUACUUGGGUGUUCCCCUCUGCACGAAGAAGCUCAACAUUCAGAACUGUGAACCUCUCCUGCAACAGAUCAAAAAACGCUUCUCCUCUUGGUCUGCAAAAGCCCUCUCCUUUGCGGGUCGUUUACUGCUCAUAAAAACUGUCAUUGCAGGAGUCUCCACUUUUUGGUGCUCUUCAUUUAUUUUGCCGAAAGCCUGCAUCAAUAAGAUCAACUCUUUAUGUAACUUAUUCUUGUGGAAAGGCAAGAGUGAGGGAACAUAUAAUGCAAGGGUGGGUUGGGAAACAGUAACUCUUACCAAGGAUCAAGGAGGCCUAGGAGUGAAAGAUCUUCACAAAUGGAACAUGGCGUGCAUCUUGAAGCUCAUCUGGAUGCUCUUCUUUCGACCUGAUUCAGUUUGGGUUAGUUGGUUCAAGGAAGUCAUUUUGAAUGGAGAUGUGAGUAAUUAUUGGACGGUACGAACGAACUCUUCUUACUCGUGGAUGGUUAACAAGUUGAUAAAAGCGAGGGAGCUAGUAUAUCCUCUUCUUAGAAGACGCCUGGGAGAUGGAGCGACAACAUACUUUUGGGAGGAUAAUUGGUCGCCGUUUGGUAGCCUAAGUCUGUUCUUAAAUGCAAGAUCCUCUAGACUUGGCAUCCCUCAGACGGCGACAAUUGCUUCCCUCUACUCUAACGGACGGUGGCGCCUUCCACCGGCUCGAACGGAGGAUCAACUAGCUCUGCAGAUUCAUCUCACAACUAUUACAUUGGAGGAAAGAGAGGACUAUUAUGAGUGGGAAGUGGAGGGAAGAUUCCGAAGUAAGUACAGCAUGGGAGAGAUUUACACUUACCUGAAAGGACCACACCAAACGGUCUCAUGGUCGAAGGUGGUUUGGUCUUCUUAUGGGAUCCCGCGACAAAGUUUCUUAAUGUGGCUUGUGCUACUUGACCGAUGUCCUACAAAGAAUAGAUUGAUCAGUUGGGGGAUUCAAGUGAACCCAAAUUGUCUCCUCUGCAACAAUUAUCAUGAGAGUAGGGAUCAUCUAUUUUUUGGAUGUACUUACUCUUUUCAAAUAUGGAGAGUGAUCGCAGGAAGGUGUCAACUACAAGCCAUGACCGACUGGGACUCAACACUGCUGCAACUAGAAACGCUGGGGAGGAAUAAAGAUCUAAAGCGACUCACGAUCUUAGCGGCUCAAGCCACGAUCUACUGGAUAUGGCGAGAGAGAAACUUGCGGCUCCACCAACAAACCUUCAAAACAUCUGACGCCAUUGUUUCCACCAUCGCCAAGCAGAUAACAAAUCGCCUUCAAAGCAUCCGACUCCAGAACCCGAGAGCUUCUUCUGCAAUGACACAACUAUGGUUUCUUCAUUCUUGA
Raphanus sativus (radish) is the source of this 1632-nucleotide messenger RNA. RefSeq lists its product as uncharacterized. NCBI's taxonomy places the organism in Eukaryota, Viridiplantae, Streptophyta, Magnoliopsida, Brassicales, Brassicaceae. Bases 1 to 1632 code for a protein of 543 amino acids. The transcript has a single exon. The record is from RefSeq and is a predicted model, not a curated record.